Messenger RNA from Dracunculus medinensis (Guinea worm), 492 nucleotides. Lineage: Eukaryota; Metazoa; Nematoda; Chromadorea; Rhabditida; Dracunculidae. The record is from the annotation of a GenBank genome assembly.
AUGACUCAUUCUGGUGGAGAAACAUCGUUUUCCAACGAUGGGAACGUAAACGAUUUAACAGAUAGUGAAAAAGCUUUAUAUGAUCGCCAGAUUCGGCUGUGGGGUUUCGGAGCUCAAAACAGGUUUUUUGCAGGAUUUUAUCCUCUUUUUAAUUUCCAUUGUUAUCAUUGCUAUGAAAAUUUUGAAAAAUUACUUUUUUGUGCCAAGGCGUGUAGACGUAAAUGUCAGAUACUCAAUCCAAAUGUUAAACUAUAUAUAGAUACUGAUAGUAUUACUGAUAAGGAUGAAGAAUAUUUAAAAAAUUUUAAUUUGGUGAUUUUAAUGGACCAAAAAUAUUCAGUUAUCAAGAAAAUUAAUGAAAUCUGCAGAAAAAAUCACGUAAGGUGCGUCUUAUAUGUUUUGAGUCACAUAGAUUUUAUGCAGUUUAUGGAAAAAAAUUAUACAAUUAGGUUUCCUAUGUGGAUUGCGCUGCAAUUGAUGAAGAAAUUUUGA